AUGUUUGAUGUUCCUACACCUGUGACACCAGUACCAUCUGUUUCUACUAUGACUUCUACACCUGAAAAGAAUUCGACUACUGAAAGCUCAGAUACAAGACCAACAAGUCUGGAAGUACAAAGAACGAAGCUUUAUCCAAAAAGAAACCAUCAGAUUCAAAAUCUGGUGAAACCUUCUACUUCCACCAACUCUGAUACCGAUACUGAUACUGAUAAAGAAGACUCUUCAACCACUAAUAGUACUUUAUCAGAUACAAGUGAUGAUACAACAAUCAAAGAUAAAUCAAAUCCAACUCAUUUCAAGAAGAAUGGAACUGAAAAAUAUGAUGGCACUUCUAGUGCCUCGCAAAGUUUGGUUUCAAUCACUAUGAUCUUAUCGAGUUUUUAA
This is a messenger RNA of Melampsora larici-populina 98AG31, 387 nucleotides long. RefSeq lists its product as uncharacterized. The record is from RefSeq and is a predicted model, not a curated record. The transcript has 4 exons. The coding region runs from base 1 to 387 and encodes 128 amino acids. NCBI's taxonomy places the organism in Eukaryota, Fungi, Basidiomycota, Pucciniomycetes, Pucciniales, Melampsoraceae.